AUGAUUCCAAUGGCUCACAUGAAUUAUUACAACAACAAUUACAAACAAGUACCGGCCGAUUAUGUGUUGGACUUGUCCGUUAAAACCAAAAGAGUUUCAUCGCCUGACUACACCUACGGAUACCCCAGCCCUAAAUUUAGCCCCACCGAAUGCCUCAAACACAGUCCAUUAGGAAGUCCAACCUUGGAAGUGCAAAUGGACAUGUCUUUAUCGCCUAAUGAAGUUUACAGUUCCAGUCCUUGCUUGUCUUCGCCUAAAAGUACCCAAUCUGAAACUUCUUACCAAUCCUCAGACAUCGAUUCUUCACCUAGAUGCAAAAGAAAACCGUCCAGGCCUUUUAAAUCAAUGCCCCAAGAAUCUAUGGCCCUGUCAACAACAAUCAUAGACCAACUAGAUUGUUCAAACUCGACAGCAUUUAUAAUCGACAACCAAGAAAUCGGUCCAGAAGAAACCAAAAGACUGAUAGAAGAUUCGGCUAGAAAAUACGCAGAAUUCCGCGAAAAAAUGCUGACGCAAUUAAGCAACAAUAACAACACCAAUUUGAACAUGAGGCGGAUGCAAAAUAACGGCAUCAAAGCUCAAGACGAAGAGUAUCUGGAAAAGAGACGCAAAAAUAAUCAGGCAGCCAAAAGGUCGCGGGACGCCAGGCGGAAUAAGCAAGACGAAAUCGCAAUCAGGGCCAGUUUUCUGGAACAAGAAAACAUUAUGUUGAAGUACAAAGUCAAAUCGGAAAUUGAGGAUUUGGAAAGGCUGAGGCAAAUGGAAUUGGCUAGUUCAACACCUGCAUCAUUAUAA
Ceutorhynchus assimilis (cabbage seed weevil) is the source of this 795-nucleotide messenger RNA. The record is from the annotation of a GenBank genome assembly. NCBI's taxonomy places the organism in Eukaryota, Metazoa, Arthropoda, Insecta, Coleoptera, Curculionidae.